AUGUCAAAGUUAGUAAUAUGUUCAUGGAAUGUUAGGGGUCUGGGGAAAAAUGAAAAAAAGAGGGCUGUUCAGAAUUUAGUCACUAGCUUAAAUCCUACUUUCCUUUGGUUGCAAGAAACUAAGACUGAAAAAUUUAAGAGGUCUUUCUUUAGGAGAAGUGGGAUUAAUAAGCUUAAAGGAGUUUUGGAAUCUCCUUCAGUUGGAUCAGCGGGGGGCUUGUUGUGUUGUUGGGAUGACAAUAUCUUUGAGUUGGAGAGUCAGUUUAUUAGUAGGAGAUUUAUAGCUACCUUUGGUAAAUUCCGGAAUAAAAACUUCAGUUGUGGUUUCAUUAAUGUAUACGGUCCAGCAGUGGAGGAAGAGAAAGCUGGUUUUUUUGAAGAAUUAAGCAGUUUUCUUAGUGGACAGAAUUUUCCCGUUUGUGUGGGAGGGGACUUCAAUGUUUAUUUACAAGAAAAUGAGAAGAUGGGCAGAGGCCAAAGUAGGAGCUCAAUGGAGAUCUUUAAUGACUUCAUUCUUCAUACGGGCUUAAUUGAUCUUCCUAUGAAUGGGGGAAGGUUCACUUGGUGUAAUAACCAAGAGAAUCCCACGUUUGUAAGAUUAGAUCGUUUUUUGGUUGACAGUCAAUUUCUAGCGUUAUUUCCGGACAUUUUACAGUAUCUUCUACCAAGAUCAUUGUCAGAUCACAAUGCCAUAAUUCUUGUGAAUAAAGGAGUGGACUGGGGUCAAAAACCGUUUAGAAUGUUCAACUAUUUGAUGGAUGAGGAGGGUUUUGAGGAUAUGGUUAUUUCUUCUAUUCAGAGUUCUAAGAAAAGUCAGAAGAAGGCAGGUGCUUUUAGUCUUUUAAGGAGUGCCAAACAUGCAAUUAAAAAGUGGUCUGGAAACAGAGAUAAGUAUCCAGGAGACUUGAUUUCUGAGUUAGAUAAGAAAAUUUCGAAGAUAGAGGCUGAUAUUCAACAAAAGCAGGGUGCUGUCGAUAGUGAGUAUUCGAGAUCUAAAUGGAUUGAAGACGGGGACCGCAACACUAAAUACUUCCAUACCUGUGCUACGGUUAGGAAGAAGAGGAAUGCACUGGUGGCACUUAAUUUUAGAGGAGAAAUAGUUGAAGACCCAAUUGCUAUUAAGGACAUUGUGAAGGAUUAUUUUUUUAAGAUCUACAAUAACCGAUCUACUCUAGAAAUUGAUGAAUUAAAUCUGGAUUUUUCCAGAAUUUCUUUGGAGCAGAAUCAGUUCUUAGAGCAGGAAUUUUCAGAGGAGGAAGUUUGGGAUGUUGUGAAGUCUUAUGGAAGUAACAAAGCUCCGGGUCCGAUGGCUUUAAUAUGGGUUUUUCAAGAGGUUUUGGCAGGUCCUUAA
Molecule: messenger RNA, 1350 nt
Organism: Hibiscus syriacus
Lineage: Eukaryota; Viridiplantae; Streptophyta; Magnoliopsida; Malvales; Malvaceae
Exons: 2
Coding region: 1-1350 (449 amino acids)
Molecular function (GO): catalytic activity
Source: RefSeq, a predicted model, not a curated record